CGACGAUGCUGGAAGUCAUUUUUUUCCCCUACAAAUACCCUCUUCCCCGUCCUCUACUCUUUGCUAAGCCUCCUCUGCUUCAGCCUUCAUUUUUUUGUUUUAUUUAUCGUCUCAUCUUCUUCUUCCUCUGUUUCCAACAAUGGCGGACUCUGUUCCAUUGAUGAACUCCUUCAACCAUUGCAAGUCCUUUCAGAAACAGGGCAUCCUUACCAUUCUCCCCUCCCAUAAUACUCAGUUACCCAUUGACCCACCUCCUUCCCUGAGGAGAACUCUCUCCGCCGACAUGUCUUCUGCUAAGUGGAUCACUCGCCAUGGAUCUCCGGCGAUCAGCAAAACUGCCUCUUUUCAAGCUUUGUCGGCUGCUCAUUCCUCGUCCUUUGAACAGAGAGUUGGGUUUUCGUGUUCUGUUCCACAAGAUCAUAAGAACAAGGUGGAGUCUCGAAAACAAGAGGAUUUGGAUUCUUGGAGGUCGAUUCUGUUUCAGAACUCUGUUUCUGAUGCUCCUAAAUCCCCUGUUCUUCCUUAUGUUCAUCCUCUUGUUAAGAAAUCAACUAACUCUCUUGGUGAAAAUAGUCUUUUAAUUUGUACUGAGAGUCUCGGGUCUGAGUCUGGCUCCGAUGGGUUUUCGUCGUACUCGUCGUCGGAGGCUGGAGAUUUUGACGGCGAGAUGAUGAAAACAGAGUACCCAUUUCAAUGGAAGCCGGUUAAAUUUGGCCGGAAGAAAACGCCGCCGAGGUCUUUUCCUCCGAUGAUUUCUUCUCUCACUUCCUCUGACGGCGGCUCUGUUUCCAUUCAGUCCCGCCGGGAAAAUGGUCGGUUAAUUCUCGACGCCUGCUCUGUUCCGUCUCAGAAAAACUUCCGAGCAGAACGCCGGGAUGGGCGUCUGAUUCUCUCUUUUGUUACUACUCCGGCGAAAUUAAACGUUCAAGAGGAAGAAGACGAGUUUGAAGAAUUAAUUGCUGGGGAUUUUGAGGAAGUGAAAGAAUCGGAAGACGAGGAGAACGAUUUGGAAGCCGAGGAAUUGGAAAUUCCGAUGGAGAAGACUCCGAUACUGUCGAGCUCUGUUAUGAACUUCCACCGAUUAGCAAUGAUGAUGAAGAAACCUAAUGGGUUGAUCAAUCGGAAUCCGGCGUGGCCGGAGGAAAAAGAUGCUCCACUGUCACAGUCACUCCCAACGCGUCCUCCGUCGCUUGCGGCGGCUUCUCUGAAUCCAUACGAGUACUACUGGCAAUCAAAACCCACCGGAAUUAAAAACCCAAUUGGCCGACAAGAAAAUCAGGUGAUAGACAAUGAAACAGCGAAUGAGAAACAGCAAAUUAAGGUUGUGAGAGGGAACAGAGGAGAGUGUUUGGUUCCAUUAUCGAAUUGCUGUAAAGUGCCAAGAAGGUCUCUUGUUCUUCUCCGGGAGCACUGCUGCAUUGCCACCACCUGAUCCACCGCCGCCGCCGCCGCCGCCGCAAAUCUCCAUACAAAUUUAUUUUGAAUUGUUAAAUCUCAGGCACCCAAUAAGGAAUAAGAGAGAGGGCCAUCGAAGAAGACGAUGGAAAAUGAACUAAAAUUAGGAAUUCUAGAAUUAAAAAAAAUCAAAGGAGACUGAUGUUGACCCAUACAUUUUCAUGGGUUUUUUUGUCUUCUUUUAAUAAUUGAUAUAAAUAUUUUUUGGCCAAUGGGGUUUGAAUAUGCGUCCAGUCUGUACGAAUUGGUCUUCCAUUUUUGCAACAUCAUAAUCCAACACUCAUUUGGAGUUUUCUUU
Cucurbita pepo subsp. pepo (vegetable marrow) is the source of this 1753-nucleotide messenger RNA. The record is from RefSeq and is a predicted model, not a curated record. Lineage: Eukaryota; Viridiplantae; Streptophyta; Magnoliopsida; Cucurbitales; Cucurbitaceae.